CAAUCCUCAAUCCUGAUUUGUUGUGCGAACUGGAAGUGGUUCACCAAAUGUUUUGUUCUGCAGCACGAAUUAACUAUUUGGGACCGGUUCGGCAGGUAUACCAAAAUAGAAGAGUCCUCCUCAGCCAGAAAGGAGAGACGCAUCUAAAGUCUUAAACCGGUAAAACUAGCGGAAGGAAGAAAAGGGGUUGCCUUAUUUGAAGGUGCAGUCACUUCCAUUUUUCACAGGGGAACAGAGACUUCGCAGCACCUGGGAAUACAUUUAUCCCAGUCGAGACCAUGUUAGUAUUAACCUGUGCAAUUGUGAUUCUGGUUGGAGUUUACAUUAUUCUAGUGGAAACUCUUUUCAAGAAGUCCACGUGUAAAAGCACUACGGCGAUGGCCGGGAAGACUGUGAUUAUCACCGGGGGUAAUACAGGCAUUGGGAAGGCCACAGCCGUGGACCUGGCCAGGAGGGGGGCGAGAGUCAUCCUGGCCUGCCGAAAUCAGCAGAGAGCAGAGGCUGCUGUCAGUGACAUUAAGAGGGAGAGUAGAAAUGCAGAAGUGGUGUACAUGCAGCUGGACCUGGGGAGCCUGAAGUCGGUGCGCUCCUUCACUGAGACCUUCCUAAAGACCGAACCAAGGCUGGACCUUCUCAUCAACAAUGCAGGCUUGGUGGGAGAUGGGCGCACUGAAGACGGGUUUGGGAUUGAGUUGGGGGUCAAUCACCUGGGUCACUUCCUCCUGACCUGCCUCCUCCUGGACCGGCUGAAGGAGGGCAGCGGGGGGCGCGUGGUCACUCUGUCCUCCAUGGCCUACCGCUGGGGCAGAAUAGACUUCGACUCCCUCAUUUCUAACAAGGACCUGGGCACUGGGAGGUACAGCUGGCAGUUCUUCCAGGCAUACUGCAACAGCAAACUCUGCAAUGUCCUCUUUACUCACGAGCUGGCCAAGAGGCUAAAGGACACCAAUGUCUCCUGCUACAGUGUUCACCCAGGGGUUGUUAGGACGGAGCUUUCCCGGAAUGUCGGCCUGUGGCAGAAGGUGUUUAUCGAGCCGGUGGCCAGACUGUUGUUCCUGGACCCAGUGGCCGGUGCCCAGACCACCCUCCACUGCGCCCUCCAGGAGGGCAUCGAGCACCUGAGCGGGCGCUAUUUCUCCUGCUGCGCUCCACUGGAGGUUUGCGCCAACGGCAAAGACGACGCGGUGGCCAGAAAGCUGUGGGAAGUGAGCGAGAGACUGAGCGGGCUGUCUUAAGAGCGCGUGAGCGCCUGGCUUCCUGCUGCGCUGCAGAGGAUGCUGGGAAGAAAAACAGAAGGCCAUUCGCACACAAGAUGCGGUUGUGUUAACCGCUGUGUGCUUGAAGCAGCAUGAUGUUUUGCCUGGAGUAUUUUGUGCCCUACAUUAUCUUUUUUUUUUUUUUUUUCCUUCCUGUUGUAUGUAAUUAAAUGUACAUUUUUAAGAGAUGUGAAUAAGUUGAAUUAAAGUGAGCUGAUUAUGGUA
Molecule: messenger RNA, 1481 nt
Organism: Anguilla rostrata (American eel)
Lineage: Eukaryota; Metazoa; Chordata; Actinopteri; Anguilliformes; Anguillidae
Product: dehydrogenase/reductase SDR family member 13-like
Exons: 5
Coding region: 279-1235 (318 amino acids)
Source: RefSeq, a predicted model, not a curated record